CGCAGCCAUGCUGAGAAGGUUCUCCGCACAUAGGUAGUUCUCCUCUCUUCCCAAGCCCCAUUUUAUGAGGCGGCAGCGCGGGGGCUUGCUUCCGGCAGUUUGGGGGAGGUCAAAGGUUGCCGUCAUGCUAUCCGUCUGUCAAGGCUCCUGCGUCUCUCUGCUCUCCUUAUCUCUGGUAUUUUAACCCUGUUUAAGCCUUGACAGCAAGCCGUACUACCGUAGGAAGGAUAGAAACGGCGAUCGCCGGGAGCCAUCUUAGGAAGGUCGUUUCCGCACCCCUGAGCCAAGGGAGGCUCUCCCAACGACCACUGGGGUGAGGUGGUCAAGUGCAAGGAUCGUUAUGUAACUGUGGGCUGAGGCUGCUGCCAUCUUGAGAAGGACUCCCCCCCCCCGCUUCUUGGAAGGACCACCAUUUUGUAGCAUUGUGUUUCAUGGACUCUAUAGUGGCCAUAGCUCACUCAUAACGGCAGCCAACUGACAGUUUGGAUGCUGGCUGGACAAAAGAGGCUCUUCUCUUUGCACAAAUCCUUUACUCAUUCAUUACUGCUUGUGGAGGAGACCUAUGGAGUCCCUGUGCGAUUUUUAUGCCUUACAAAAUGCAUCCUUUCAUUUACACGUGGCCAUAAUCUGACAACUACAGGUAGAAAGGACAAGAUUACUGGAGUCGCAAUGAUAAGGGAUUAUUCCAAGGUGUGGUCAGUUAAGACUGCAGGGAGAAAUUUCUGCAAAUAAAUAUCGUGAAUGGGGUGGUAGAUGCUGAAAGAACAGCUAAGCAGACUCCACCGGGACAAUAACCACCAGCUCUUGGAUGUGCUCCUUCCCUGGUGCACGGAUCCUGCAAAGGUUGCUUGGAUUAAGUAGCCGAGCCCAGCAGUCUCUUCUCUGGUUGGCAUCAGAGUUGGAUGAUCCAGGGCUGCCCGGACCAUGCUGAGUUUCUGCUCUUCCCAGAUUGUGCUCCUCCUCGUGUUGCUGAGAGGUACCAAUAAAAAUUCUGCUCAACAAGACUGCGGCCAGCCUGAAGUGAAGCACACCGCUCGUUUAAUUGGGUGGCAGGAAGCUGAUGAAGGGGAAUGGCCGUGGACCGUCAGCAUCCGAAGGAACAGGCUACAUGUGUGCGGUGGAAGCCUGAUCUCAUCCCAGUGGGUGGUGACAGCUGCCCAUUGCUUUGAAGGGCCACUGAAUGUACGUGAGUACAGAGUAAACCUGGGGGAAUAUGAGCUCUCUGCACCCACGGCUGCCAUGUUCUCAGCCAAUGUCAGCCAGAUCAUAGUGCACCCGUUUUAUGCUGGAAUUGGCCUUAGUGCCGAUAUUGCUCUGGUGCAGCUGGCAAACAAAGUAGUUUUCUCCAAAAUGAUUUUGCCUGUCUGCCUCCCAAAUAUUUUUGAACCUCUUGUCUUCUACGAAGGGAUGCUGUGCUGGAUUGCUGGCUGGGGCGUCCCCUUUAAAGGAGUCUCCCAUGUCACUCGGACCCUACAGAAGGUGGAAGUGCUGCUUCUAGAAACUGAAGAGUGCAACGCAAUCUAUCACAACAUAAGUAAUGACAAGACCAUCCCCAAGAGCUACAGGUUCAUCUAUGAUGACAUGAUCUGUGCUUGGUAUCCAGCAGUUGGGAAUUAUGCCUGCUUUGUAAGAAUCACGAACCAGGGUAUUAUAGCAAUGGUGUGGGAUAUUGCAGGGGCGGGGACAGGAGCAGCCUGUGAGGCUGCGAUGGCAGAAAUGCUGGUGACUCAGGAGGACCUCUAG
Molecule: messenger RNA, 1743 nt
Organism: Zootoca vivipara (common lizard)
Lineage: Eukaryota; Metazoa; Chordata; Lepidosauria; Squamata; Lacertidae
Source: RefSeq, a predicted model, not a curated record